This is a messenger RNA of Aptenodytes forsteri (emperor penguin), 3695 nucleotides long. It is a transcript of the gene DCLK2, whose product is annotated as doublecortin like kinase 2. Bases 1 to 2484 code for a protein of 827 amino acids. Gene Ontology annotation, biological process: intracellular signal transduction; protein phosphorylation. Gene Ontology annotation, molecular function: protein kinase activity; ATP binding. The transcript has 19 exons. The record is from RefSeq and is a predicted model, not a curated record. Lineage: Eukaryota; Metazoa; Chordata; Aves; Sphenisciformes; Spheniscidae.
AUGGACCGGUCCUGUCAGAGCCGCUGCGAGAGGGACAGAGUUGCCCCUGCGGGAAAGCUGCAUCCCCAAAAAUCAUUCUCCUUCCCUAGAAGAACCCCUUUCCCUUCAUCACCUGAGCCCCGCCGAGGAGCCGGCCGUGUCACCAACGCAGCUCUCAUCCCGCUCAACGCCCGUCCCCGCCACCGGCCGCGGGGCAACGGGCUGAUCCCCAGCCCGGCGCACAGCGCCCACUGCAGCCUCUACCGGACGCGGACCCUGCAAGCUCUCAGCUCGGAGAAGAAAGCCCGGAAAGCCCGCUUCUACCGCAACGGGGACAGGUACUUCAAGGGCUUGGUGUAUGCCAUCUCUACUGACCGCUUCCGCUCCUUCGAAGCCCUCCUCGUCGAGCUUACCCGGUCCCUGUCAGACAACGUGAACCUGCCCCAGGGUGUCCGGACCAUCUACACCAUCGAUGGCAGCAAGAAGCUCACCAGCCUGGAUGAGCUGGUGGAAGGUGAAAGUUAUGUAUGUGCAUCCAAUGAACCAUAUCGCAAAGUUGAUUAUACCAAGAAUGUCAAUCCAAACUGGUGUGUGAACAUAAGGACUGGGUCCACUCGAUCCUUGACAUCUUUGACAUCCACAAAGAGUGAAGUGAAGGAGAGUAAAGAUUUCAUUAAACCCAAAUUAGUGACUGUUAUUAGGAGUGGAGUAAAGCCACGGAAAGCUGUGAGAAUUCUGCUGAAUAAGAAGACUGCUCACUCCUUCGAACAGGUCUUGACUGACAUCACAGAAGCCAUUAAGUUAGAUUCGGGUGUAGUCAAGAGACUUUGUACGCUGGACGGAAAGCAGGUGACAUGCUUGCAGGACUUCUUUGGAGAUGAUGAUGUCUUCAUUGCAUGUGGUCCUGAGAAAUACCGGUAUGCUCAGGAUGACUUCGUGUUGGAUCACAGCGAAUGCCGUGUUAUGAAGUCCUCUUAUUCCCGAUCAUCUGGCAUGAGGCAUACUGGGUCCAAAAGUCCAGGACCUUCACGUCGAAGCAAAUCACCUGCCUCAGUAAAGAGGGGUGGCCACUACUCCAGUGCUUAUUCUUCAGCAAAAUCCCCAGUUAAUGGAACCCCAAGCAGUCAAUUAUCCACCCCAAAAUCUACAAAGUCCUCCAGUUCUUCACCAACAAGCCCAGGCAGCUUUCGUGGACUGAAGAUUCCUCCACAUGGUGGAUCUUCUUCCAAUGUCAAUGGUGUACCUGAAUCACUCCAUUGCCAGAGUCCUGAAGGUGUGAAUGGAAACAAGUGCUCAGGGUCAUCUACCAUUCUUGAGAAGUAUAAAGUGGGGAAGGUGAUUGGUGACGGCAAUUUUGCUGUUGUAAAGGAGUGCGUAGAACGAUCCACAGGAAAGGAGUUUGCACUGAAGAUCAUAGACAAGGCUAAAUGCUGUGGAAAGCUUAGUCCUUCCUCACUCCAUUUCACAUGCCAACAUAAGCCCUGCCUUAAAAACACCCAUCUGGCCCAGGAACACCUGAUUGAAAAUGAAGUGUCUAUUCUGCGUCAAGUGAAGCAUCCAAAUAUCAUUAUGCUUAUAGAGGAAAUGGACACCCCAACAGAACUCUAUCUGGUGAUGGAGCUGGUCAAGGGAGGAGAUCUAUUCGAUGCUAUCACUUCUUCUACAAAAUAUACAGAGCGAGAUGGGAGUGCAAUGGUCUACAAUCUAGCCAGUGCACUCAAAUACCUUCAUGGUCUCAACAUUGUGCACAGAGACAUCAAGCCAGAAAAUCUCCUGGUAUGUGAAUAUCCAGAUGGAACCAAGUCUUUGAAGCUAGGAGACUUUGGACUGGCGACUGUGGUUGAAGGACCUUUAUAUACCGUCUGUGGUACACCCACAUAUGUGGCUCCAGAAAUCAUUGCAGAGACAGGAUAUGGCUUAAAGGUGGAUAUUUGGGCUGCAGGUGUGAUUACAUACAUACUGUUAUGUGGAUUUCCACCUUUUCGCAGUGAAAACAACCUUCAGGAAGACCUCUUUGAUCAGAUACUUGUUGGGAAGCUGGAAUUUCCUUCUCCCUACUGGGAUAACAUCACUGAUUCAGCAAAGGAGUUAAUUAGCCUGAUGUUACAUGUGAAUGCUGAAGCCCGAUAUACAGCAGCACAGAUCCUAAGCCAUCCCUGGGUGUCAGAUGAUGCUUCCCAGGAGAAUAAUAUGCAAGCUGAAGUAACAGGUAAACUGAAGCAGCACUUUAAUAACACCCUACCCAAGCAAAAUAACACAUCUGCUGGGGUUUCUGUCAUCAUGAACACAGCUCUAGAUAAAGAGAGUCAGAUUUUCUGCAGCAAGCGCUGUCAGGACUCUGGUAGAGCUGGAAUGGAGAAAAUUUCUGCAAUUACUGCUGCAGCUGAUGAUCCUCAUGUGGCUGGGUCCAAGACCCUCUUCCCUGCUGCUUCUGAGCCACUCAGAUCCCCCACGGUCCCUGCCUCGGUACCUCCCGAGUUCGCUGGGGAUCAGCCGGGUGCGUAGGACUGAUGAAACCAAAUCCAACUGAAGCUCCCUGCACUCUCGCCACAAUUUCUCUUCAUUUCAUGCGUCAGUUUGUUUUCAGUUUGCGUGCACCCUCUCGUGGCGAGCCCAAGGCAGGCUCUGUCAUGGGAGACUGAUCUUCUAAUAGCGGGUGAGUGAACAUGCUUUUUGAGUGCUCUUUGCCCUUCUCUUGAGAACAGCAGUGGGGGAAAGAUUCUGGCAAAGUUAGACGAUUUUUAAGUUAUCAUCUGUGUUAGUUUAAUUAACUGCAUUUCACACGGCCUUGGGCUCUAAAUAGACUAACUUACUGUGUAGCUAACCAUAUUUUUAUAUGAGCAGUGAGACGAUGAACAUUUACCUGGCCUCACCUGUGUACAAGCAGGCCCCAUUCUGUUCUUCUGAUGAGGAUUCUCAGAAAAGCAGGAGAGGAGGACAAGGGAAGAAAACUUAUAUUCACCUUCUGUUCCUGAUGCCUCUAUUUUUAGCCAAGUUUCUACUAAACUCGAAGAGGCAAAUUUUCACAAAAAAUUUUUUAGUGGACUAACUGUAAAAUAUCAUGAGACAAACAUUGGAGACAGAGGGAAGGAUGGUUGGUUUUGCAUCAAGUUUGUUAUCGGACUUGCAGGCUGCAGGGUAGUGUUUAGAUAAUAUGAAUUUAAAUAAAGUGACUUGAGAUGUAAACAUGAGCACUGGACAUUUAUUCAUAACGAAGACUGGAGUCAAGGAAGCCUUUUUGUUCUAGCCAUUUUCUAUCCUAACCAAAAGUGUCCCAUCCGCACCUUUCUCCAGGGUCAGACUACCUAUUAGAUAAAAUAAAAUGACUUUGGACCUGUGAACAGAAAGCCUGAUGCAUGUUAUCUAAGCUAGGAUGAAUGGAGCAGUUCCUAGUUUUAGGGUGAGCUGAUUGAGGAGCUACUGCAAAUAGCUGCCAUCAAUAGCUAUCGGAGGUUUGUCAGUGCUAUCCCCCAUUCACCUGGUGCAGGCACUGGAAACAAGGAUUGGGGAGCAGCUAUCCUUAAUCUGCAGUCACAGAUAGAUGCGACUUUAUCUUUACCAUAAUGCUUAGUUCAAUAUAGAAUGUAUUCAGCUUACUCUUUUCCUUUGCUCGUUCUUACGAAUUGGUCAUAGUUCAUUUUCUUUCUUAGCUAUACUUUCUACUAGAAUUGUAAAAGAAAGACCUGCAAUAAACUUUCUUCAUUUAAAAAAAAAAA